GGGGCGCCGGAGCGGCGGGCGGGCGCUCGGAGCGGCGGCGGCGGCGGCGGCAGGAUGAACAGCAUCAAGAGCGUGCCGGCGCGGGUGCUGAGCCGCAGGCCGGGCCACAGCCUGGAGGCCGAGCGCGAGCAGUUCGACAAGACGCAGGCCAUCAGCAUCAGCAAAGCCAUCAACAACCAGGAGGUGCCGGUGAAGGAGAAGCACGCACGCCGUAUCAUUCUGGGCACACACCACGAGAAGGGCGCCUUCACCUUCUGGUCUUAUGCCAUCGGCCUCCCGCUGCCCAGCAGCCCCAUCCUGAGCUGGAAAUUCUGCCAUGUCCUGCACAAGGUUCUGCGGGAUGGCCAUCCCAAUGUGCUGCAUGACUGCCAGCGGUACCGCAGCAACAUCCGCGAGAUUGGGGACCUGUGGGGGCACCUGCAUGACCGCUAUGGACAGCUGGUGAGCGUCUACACCAGGCUGCUGCUGACCAAGAUCUCCUUCCACCUCAAGCACCCCCAGUUCCCCGCGGGUCUGGAGGUGACAGACGAGGUGCUGGAGAAGGCCGCCGGGUCUGACGUCAACAACAUCUUCCAGCUCACCGUGGAGAUGUUCGACUACAUGGACUGCGAGCUGAAGCUCUCGGAGUCUGUUUUCCGGCAGCUCAACACCGCCAUCGCCGUGUCCCAGAUGUCCUCGGGCCAGUGCCGCCUGGCCCCCCUGAUCCAGGUCAUCCAGGACUGCAGCCACCUGUACCACUACACGGUGAAGCUCAUGUUCAAGCUCCACUCCUGUCUGCCUGCGGACACGUUGCAAGGCCACAGGGACCGCUUCCAUGAGCAGUUCCACAGCCUCCGGAACUUCUUCCGCCGAGCUUCCGACAUGCUCUACUUCAAGCGGCUCAUCCAGAUCCCCCGGCUGCCUGAGGGACCCCCCAACUUUCUGCGGGCCUCGGCCCUGGCGGAGCACAUCAAGCCCGUGGUGGUGAUCCCGGAGGAGGCCCCGGAGGAGGAGGAACCAGAGAACCUGAUUGAGAUCAGCACGGGCCCCCCCGCAGAGGAGCCAGCAGUGGUGGCUGACCUUUUGGAUCAGACGUUCGGGCCCCCCAACGGCUCGGUGAGGGAUGAAAGGGACCUGCAGAUCGAGACCCUGAAGCGCGAGGUGGAGGCGCUGCGGGCAGAGCUGGAGAAGAUGAAGCUGGAGGCCCAGCGCUACGUGGCGCAGCUCAAGGGCCAGGUGAACGCGCUCGAGGCCGAGCUGGAGGAGCAGCGCAAGCAGAAGCAGAAGGCCCUGGUGGACAACGAGCAGCUCCGCCACGAGCUGGCCCAGCUGCAGGCCGCCCAGCGCGAGGGCGAGCAGGACCGGGGCCUGCGCGAGGAGGCUGAGCGACGGGCCAGCGCCACGGAGCUGCGCUACAGCAGGCUGAAGGAGAAGCACAGUGAGCUCAUCAACACCCACGCCGAGCUGCUGCGGAAGAAUGCGGACACGGCCAAGCAGCUGACGGUGACGCAGCAGAGCCAGGAGGAGGUGGCGCGUGUGAAGGAGCAGCUGGCCUUCCAGAUGGAGCAGGUUAAGCGCGAGUCGGAGAUGAAGCUGGAGGAGCAGAGUGACCAGGUGGAGCAGCUCAAGCGGGAGCUGGAGGCCAAGGCCGGGGAGCUGCAGCAUGCCCAGGAGGCCCUGAACCGCACACAGCAGAGUGGGGCUGAGCUGAGCUCAAGGCUGGACACGCUGAGCGCAGAGAAGGACGCCCUGAGCAGGGCCGUGCGGCAGCGGGAGGCCGAGCUGCUGGCAGCCCAGAACCUGGCACGGGAGAAGGAGGCGGUGCUGAGCCAGGCCCAGCAGGAGCUACAGGGGCGGCUGGAGGAGAAGGAGGCCCAGGAGCAGGGGCUGCGGCAAAGGCUGCUGGACGAGCAGUUUGUGAUGUUGUGUGGUGCUGCUGGCGAGGCUGAGCUCAUCCUCCACGAUGCAGUGGGCAAGCUGGACGACCCCCUACACCUGCGCUGCACCAGCUCCCCGGACUACCUGGUGAGCAGGGCCCAGGCAGCCGUGGACACAGUGAGCGCCCUGGAGCAGGGCCAUGCCCAGUACCUAGCCUCCCCAGCAGAUGCCUCAGCCCUGGUGGCGGCCCUGGCCCGCUUCUCUCACCUGGCUGCAGACACCAUCAUAAACGGGGCUGCCACCUCCCAUCUGGCCCCCACCGACCCUGCUGACCGUCUAUUGGACAGCUGCAGGGAGUGCGGGGCGCGGGCGCUGGAGCUCACACAACAGCUGCAGGACCGGCAGGGGGUGGCCAGGGCACAGCCAGGCCUGGUGCGCGGUCCCCUGCAGGGCAUCCUUCAGCUGGGCCAGGAGCUGAAGCCCAAGAGCCUGGACGUGCAGCAGGAGGAGCUGGGCGCCGUGGUGGACAAGGAGAUGGCGGCCACAUCUGCAGCCAUUGAAGACGCCGUGCGGAGGAUCGAGGACAUGAUGAACCAGGCCCGCCAUGCGAGCUCAGGGGUAAAGCUGGAGGUGAACGAGAGGAUCCUUAACUCCUGCACAGACCUCAUGAAGGUGAGUGGGUGGCCAGGACCCCGGGGUGGCCGAGCUUGGCCUGGGAGGCCCCUGGUCACACUGUCUUGGUCUUGGCAGGCCAUCCGGCUCCUGGUGACCACCUCUACCUGCCUGCAGAAGGAAAUAGUAGAGAGUGGCAGGGGGGCAGCCACGCAACAAGAAUUUUAUGCCAAGAACUCGCGCUGGACUGAAGGUCUCAUCUCCGCCUCCAAGGCCGUGGGCUGGGGAGCCACGCAGCUGGUGGAGUCUGCGGACAAGGUGGUCCUGCACACGGGCAAGUACGAGGAGCUCAUAGUCUGCUCGCAUGAGAUCGCGGCCAGCACGGCCCAGCUGGUGGCAGCCUCUAAGGUGAAGGCCAGCAAACACAGCCCCCACCUGAGCCGCCUGCAGGAGUGCUCACGCACUGUCAACGAGAUGGCCGCCAACGUGGUGGCCUCCACCAAGUCGGGCCAGGAGCAGAUUGAGGAGCGAGACACCAUGGACUUCUCUGGCCUGUCGCUCAUCAAGCUCAAGAAGCAGGAGAUGGAGACGCAGGUGCGGGUCCUGGAGCUGGAGAAGACGCUGGAGGCGGAACGCGUGCGGCUCGGGGAACUGCGGAAGCAGCACUACGUGCUGGCCGGCGGCGUGGGGUCACCAGGCGAGGAGGAGCCCAGCCCACCCAUUGCUGCCCCCCGGGUUGGGACCAAGAAGCCGCCGCUGGCCCAGAAGCCCAGUGUGGCCCUGAGACAGGACCAACAGGUGCAGGGUGCUGGGAUGUGGAGGCUUCCAGAGGGGGCAGCUGGCCCCCGGCUGGGCCACACACCCUGAGCCCUUGCCUUCAGUUCCCACAGCUCAACAAGGAUGGUGUCUACCCAGCUCAGCUCCUGAACUCCUAAGGCCCUCUGGGGUCCAGGCCUCGCGGGGCUGCUCUGGGGCCACGUCCCACCCUGGGGUGUCCCCCAGGCUGCCAGCCCCCUGCCUGUUGGUCCUGAGCUGCAAGGCUAUUACAACUCUUUAUCAUGGUGAACAUACUGGGAGACCUGCCACGUAGGGGCCACCUCUGCCUGAGACUGCAGUCCCAGCAUGCCGAUUCCAUGGUGCCCAAUGGUUCAAGCCACAGGCAGAACAAGGCACAUGCCACCCACUUCUCCUUGAGCCAGGUGCAGGAAGUGGCUGCUGUUGCUUCUGCAGGGCCGGGCAGCCUGGCAGGGGCCACCUCUGCUCCAGGAAGUACCAGUUCCAACUGGAACCUGCCACCACCACCCAUUUCCUGUUUUCCAUUCUGGACCUGGCUGUGCCCCAUCACCCAUUGCCUACCCUGAGGGCCUGUUGCCUGCCCUUCUGAAGGUCAGGGCUUGGCCCCAGAUCCACCUGUGUGCUAAGAGCAAGCCAGAAGCCAGGACUUGCUGUGGGGGCUAAGGUGGGGUAUGGCUUUGGCUGGGCAGGCACAGCCAGGAGCUGGACUGGACCCCUAGCCUCCCAGCCGUCUGCCUGCUACUGACUGUUGGCAGGGUGAGUGCUGGGCAGCACGCCAUGUCCAACUGACAAUAAAGUGCGCUGUGACUGUU
Ochotona curzoniae (black-lipped pika) is the source of this 4076-nucleotide messenger RNA. RefSeq names its product huntingtin interacting protein 1 related (gene HIP1R). The record is from RefSeq and is a predicted model, not a curated record. NCBI's taxonomy places the organism in Eukaryota, Metazoa, Chordata, Mammalia, Lagomorpha, Ochotonidae. Gene Ontology annotation, molecular function: clathrin light chain binding; actin filament binding; clathrin-cargo adaptor activity. Gene Ontology annotation, cellular component: clathrin-coated vesicle; actin cortical patch. The transcript has 30 exons. Gene Ontology annotation, biological process: clathrin coat assembly; actin filament organization; endocytosis. The coding region runs from base 55 to 3336 and encodes 1093 amino acids.